UGAUGGACUCUAAAUUAUCUACACCCACCUCCCCCCAAUACCAACGCCUGCUGAGUCACAACUCUAAGCGACGUCUUCAGUACCAACUCAGUGAAGCCAUAACUCCCUUCGUGAGCUCAACCUUCAUCGACUUCGAAGACGAGCGAGAAUACCUAGUGAAGAAAAUAUUCCCCCAGUUGAAUUUACUAUGCGUUGAGAAGGGAUCCAGAUUCGAACCCCUGGACCUGAGAUGGGGAAUAAGUGAGUCGCAGAAAGAUAAAGGUCACCUGAUCCAGAGUUGUCUGGACUAUGUGAGACAUUGUAGUCCGUAUUUUAUUUGUCUGCUGGGAGAGAGAUAUGGGUCCCACCGGGAUCCGAAAAGCGAUCUGCUUCCAAGGAGCUUGGAAGAUCUGGGUGAUGAACCAGACUGGCUGGAUAAGAACCUAGUAGUAGCGGCAGUGACUGGCAACUACAGCUUCAUUCUGAACAACACAGACAACCACUUUGCGAGCAUCACUGAGUUGGAGAUCACCUACAGGCUGACUCUUCAGAACCCACACAAGAUGUUCUACUACCUCAGGACUCCCAAGGAUUUCUCACACUUGGACGAGAGUGAGAGGAAGGAAAAAGAGAAGAAAUUUGGCGGUGAAUCGGACUACGCUAUGAAGCGUCUGAAAAACCUGAAGCGCAAAAUCAGAAGCUACGUGCCGAUGUCGCAGAUCAGAGAGUACACUACAGUUGAGGAAUUGGGCAAACUGGUGUAUGAGGACUGGUCGGAAUUGAUUGCCAAUGAGUUCUUUGACGUGUCCACUUCCCUGAGAGGAGUGGCCAUGGAGAUGUACCAGGAAUGGCAGGCACAUGCGGCUUAUCAACAGACUCUGGGCGAUGAGUCGAGGUACUACAUGACUCUGAACUCGAUGCUGGGCUUCGAGAUUGACAAGGUCAUCGAUGACUUGUACUUCAAAGUGUCCCAAGGAUUUCCUCCAGAAGAUGACCUCAAAAAGUAUAAGGAGUGCCUGAGCCUGCUAAAUAAAAGCACUCUUGCCAACUACAAGAAAGAGAGUGGGGCCAUAUUAGCUGUACGGGGACCCAGAGGCAGUGGCAAAUCCGCAUUCCUCGCCUACCUAUCUAAGAAGAGGUCCGACCAGCCGAGGACACCACUAUGUGCGGGUGUGAAGGUAUUUGUUCACUUUGUGGGCUGCAACAGUCAGAGUGAAGACCUGGCAAACUUCAUGACCAGAUAUAUCGACGAAAUGACUGAAUACUUCCUAGAAACUCUGCCUGGGCGGGAUGACAACAGGUGUCUGGUGGACUCUUUCCAUGCAUCCAUGUGUUUCGGCCCAUCUGUCAUCUUCUUAGACGGCAUGGACCAGUUUGCAUCCUCACCGUUGUUCUCCAUCAAAGAGGUGAAAGACUGUGAGUGGCUGCCCGAGUUGCUUCCCCCAGGGUGUCUUCUGAUUCUCUCAACCACCCCUCACGACCACUCCCACAGGGCGCUGUCCGCCUCAAGGCCAAAUGACGUCACAUUCUUCGACUUAGUCACCCCAGAAACUCUGGAUCAGAAAAACCAGAUUCUGUCGUGUCAUUUUGGACCCCGUAAGAAGCUGGAGGAUCGACAGAAGAAGCAGAUCAUCAAGUGUGAACUCAGCUCCAGUCCAGUCUUCCUCGCAGCACUCGCCAGAGAAUUACAGCUGUGUGGCGGCUACAUGUCGGUGGAUCGGCAGGUGGAACAGUAUGUGAACUGUAGUAAUCUGCGUACCCUGUGGCACCUGGUGAUCCUCAGAUGGGCCAAUGACUAUGGAUGGUCACCUGUCACCCAAUCUAGCUCCAAGAAGACACCCGAGGGCAAAGAGGAGAAGUGGGCCAACAAGAACAACUGGGUGAUCGACACUCUCCGACUGCUGUGUGUGUCACGCAACGGACUCUCUCAGGAAGACCUCAUCCAAUGUUUACAGGCUCUCGGAUACAGAGGAGAUACACAUUCGGUCGGAACAUUCGACUUCAUGCAGUUCAAAGCGUGUAGUCAGCAGGCAGUUCUGUGUAGACGCAAUGGCUUGUUGUACAUCAAGCACACAUUAGUCAAGGAGACUGUCUUCUAUUUCUUCCUCAACGGAGUGUGCCCUGAAAUGACAACAGUGGCUGUGAACUCCCUCUCUUCCACUCCCCAGAGAUCAGCGGCCAGAUGGGUCAGCUCCAGACUCAAGUUCCAGAAUGUGAUCGCAGACUACCUCCUGGCCCAGCCAGUGUCCCUGUGGAGUCAGAAGCCACACCUGCUGGAGGAGUUGUUGUGGCAAUUGAGGAAUACAGGGAACUUGUCGAAAUUAGUCACAGUGCUGACCAAUCCAGACAUCUUCACUGUAAUAAUGACGAGCAUUGACAAAGUGGGAGCUCACUUGAUGGCCGAUGUUCGCAACUACUGGUCUCACGCCCUGAGUCCCACCUACGACCCAGGGAGAGUGUUCUUGGAGAUGGUACACAAUCUCGAACUGAAGUUCCUCGGGGGGUCAGCUGGUACGCAGGAGUUAGAGGGGGGUAAUGUGAAGGUGUCGAAUGAACAGCCUGUGAGGCAUGGGAGUACGCCGUGCACUGGAGAAAUGUCACAGACGCCUUCAGUGCAACCGGACAGUGCUAGAACCCCCUCUAUACAAGAAUCUGGAAGACCGGAGAAACCCAGAACUCUGGAUGUUGGAAGUGGCAUCGCGGAACCCAGCGUCCAGAUAACUGUCGAAUCAGAGCCAUUGGACACCAGCGACAUGGACAAAACCAUGACUACCAUAGAUAAGUGCCAUCCUUCGAGUUACGAGAAAUUGUCAUCUAUUCUAUCUUACAUCGGAAGGUUCUUGCAAGAACUGCAAAGAAACGCAGAAGCGGAAACAGUUUACAAAAUGGCAUUAAAACAUCAAAGCUCGUCCACGGAAUAUAGCGCCGAAGAACACAGUCAACUGAAAUAUAUUGAAUGUGUGUUAGCUAUUGGGGUUGCAUGUGCGAGACAGAAUGAGCCAAUCAAAUUGAAGGAAGCCUGUGAUUGGUUAAAACAGGCACUGGAGACGGUGCAACUGUUGUUGAUGGUGUGUAUUGGAGAAGCUAUGGCAUCAACAUUGCAAUAUUAUCAAGGUACGAUAACAGUGGAGCUGAUUGGCAUCUGCGUCAAACAGGGAGACAUAGACACUGCCAAGACACUCCUCGACAGUCUAGAGGGGGAAGGGGGUGGUGAGGUGGUUGUAAAGGAGACAGAGAGCACCUUUCUCAAGAAGUGUUUCUACAAGGCCGUCAUUUUCCACAAGCGGUUCAUGUUCGAAGAAAGUGGGGCUGAGUUUGAGAAAGUGUUACGAAUGUACACGGACAGAUAUGGACCAAACCACGAGAACCUCGCCGACGUCUUGAUAGCAUUCGCCAACUUACUGGCCGACAAAAACAAUUUCGAUGGGUUCAACUACUUUGCAGCUGAAGAUUAUUUCACCCGGGCGCUCAAACUGAAACAAAAACACCAGGGAGAUAAUCACUUGGAAGUCGCAGAGGUGAAGGAACUUCUGGCUCGUCACCAGUUGACAAACCAGAAGUUGAACUCAUCCCAGUUGGAUGCCUACCAGCACUUGCUGGACGCCAUCGACAUCCGUAAACUAGUGCUUGGUCCACAGCAGUAUCACACAGCGGAACUCCAGACGUACAUCAAUGAGAACUGCAAAGAAAUCCGUCGCCAGGCACUGAAGAGUCGCUCUGGAUCCCAGCAGCCGGACAACUUCCUAGACGAAGACGUCACAAUUCCCCCUGUUGCCACUCCCCUCAGUGGCUCUAAGAAACAGCCACUUACUAGUAGGGUGGGUGGUGUUGGUGGAGGGGCGAAUGUUAAACUCAGGCCAGCAAGUGCACUUUCAUGGAACGACAGGGAUCUCAUGUUUCUGCAGCAGAGAAAAAGAAAAUCGGCGAGGAAUAUGAUCAAGAAAGAGCGGGAUAACUUAGAUCGUAAAACCAGUGCGCCAUCGGAAACUGAAAGAGGCAUAAAUUCUUUCUGCCGAGAUCUGCCAGAUAUAGAACAGCGUUCACCGACAGCUCCGAACACCCCAAAAUCGAACAAUAGGUCCAGGUCACAACAGCCGUUCUCGGAACUAUACAUGCGAAGACACCGAUCUACAUGUGAAAUUCCAGGAAAGUUUGACAUCUCACAAAGCAAUGCGAGAUCUGUUCACGGGCCUAAUAGCACACUGGGGAGUUUGAUCACGGAUAGACCUCAUUUGGUAUCAAACGUUGACAGGAAAAAUUCGAGAAAAAAUAGAAAUUCUGGAUCGAGAAAUUCGACCAAGCGCGAACUUUUAGUUUCCGUGCCAGCAACUGAUAAGGAGUACACGUGGACUGAUGAUUAUGGAUAUGGUGAUGGUCUGUUUGAGUAUCAGUUAACAAAUGGAGAAAUGUUUGUACCUGCUAGAUUUAAUACGACUUGAUUUGAUCUAAGUUUGAUAGAAACUGCCAAACACUUUUUGUAGUAGAUUAAUUUUCGAAAACUAAUUAUUGAUGAUUUGUAAACCCCCUAACACGCAGCUUUGCAUACUUAGUCUAUCUACAGCUAGUCAGGAACUUAGAUUUUAGUUGUACUUACUUUUUUGAGUAAUAUUUACUUUGCUUCAAAGGCUUUAAUAUUAAUGACAUUCUAAAUUUUAUGUUGAUUUUGAUAAUCACCGUUGUUAUGUACAUACAAUGUUGUACAAAAAUGUAUAGUCUAAG
Molecule: messenger RNA, 4698 nt
Organism: Symsagittifera roscoffensis
Lineage: Eukaryota; Metazoa; Xenacoelomorpha; Acoela; Convolutidae
Product: tetratricopeptide repeat protein 41-like
Exons: 21
Coding region: 3-4418 (1471 amino acids)
Cellular component (GO): Cul4-RING E3 ubiquitin ligase complex
Molecular function (GO): protein binding
Source: RefSeq, a predicted model, not a curated record